UCUCACUUCCCUGCGAUGUUUUGAACUGCCUUCCUACAGACGUCAUACAACCCUUAAGGAGUAGUUUCUGCCUUGCGAGAUUGAAUGGUAGUUCUCAUUCACAAAGAGUUGGAGUCACAAUGUAAGCAGAGGACACAACGGAAAUUACAUUCACAGGUAAAAACAGUGACCCAAGCAAGAGCAGUGUGGAGAGCUUUUUUUCCCUGGCUGACUUUUUGGCUCCCCGAGAAGCGUUUUCCUGUGGUUGCCCUGAAAUGGAACUUCCCUGACAGCUCUCCAGUGUCACAGUACCUCGCGGUCGUUCUCUUUUUCUUUCACUCUACCUGAGUACUUCCAGAGUGGAAACCUUUAAACCUGUUAUUAUGGAAUUGCAAAAAAGAAGGGCUCAAGUGGCUGUUUCACUGUGUUGGUUUUUCUUGUGACCAGAUGAAGAAUAGAUUUCAAAUGUAGUUCCUCCCUUGGCAAUGCAAAACAGAAAAGAAACUGUCACUUCUGAGCAGCUUAGUGCUGGAUUAAAUUCAGUCUGAAAAAGGAAAGCGCUCCUGUGUUUAGAAGUGUCCCUAUGUUCUGGACGGGGGCAGAAGUUGGACUCUGGGAAAUUUGGAUUUCUUCAAGCAGCCUCCCUUUGGAAAUGGAAUAUAUUUAAAACCGCCUUUGUAGAAAGACAGCUGAAAUGUGUUAAUCAGAAUACUUGGAGACUUUUUUUCAAAAUGAGCAUUAUUAUGAAGCCAAGAUCCCGGUCUACAAGUUCCCUGAGGACUUCAGAAGCACUUUGUUUUGAUGUGGACAAUGGCACAUCUUCGGGACGGAGUCCCUUGGAUCCCAUGACUAGCCCAGGAUCUGGGCUAAUUCUCCAAGCAAACUUUGUCCACAGUCAGCGCCGGGAAUCCUUCCUGUAUAGAUCUGACAGCGACUAUGACCUUUCUCCAAAGUCUAUGUCCCGGAACUCCUCCAUUGCCAGUGAUAUACACGGAGAUGACUUGAUUGUGACUCCAUUUGCUCAGGUCUUGGCCAGUCUGCGAACUGUACGAAAUAACUUUGCUGCAUUAACAAAUUUGCAAGAUCGAGCAUCUAGCAAAAGAUCACCCAUGUGCAAUCAACCAUCCAUCAACAAAACCACCAUAACAGAGGAGGCCUACCAGAAACUGGCCAGCGAGACCCUGGAGGAGCUGGACUGGUGUCUGGACCAGCUAGAGACUCUGCAGACCCGGCACUCUGUCAGUGAGAUGGCCUCCAACAAGUUUAAAAGGAUGCUUAAUCGGGAGCUUACUCAUCUCUCUGAAAUGAGUCGGUCUGGAAAUCAAGUAUCAGAGUACAUAUCAAAUACAUUCUUAGAUAAGCAACAUGAAGUGGAAAUUCCUUCACCAACUCAGAAGGAAAAGGAGAAAAAGAAAAGACCGAUGUCUCAGAUCAGUGGGGUGAAAAAGCUAAUGCACAGCUCCAGUUUGACUAAUUCAAGCAUCCCAAGGUUUGGGGUCAAAACUGAACAAGAAGACGUCCUCGCUAAGGAGCUAGAAGAUGUGAACAAAUGGGGUCUUCAUGUUUUCAGAAUAGCAGAGUUGUCUGGUAACCGGCCGUUGACUGUUAUCAUGCACACCAUUUUUCAGGAACGGGAUUUAUUAAAAACAUUUAAAAUUCCAGUAGACACCUUAAUUACAUACCUUAUGACCCUGGAAGACCAUUACCACGCAGACGUGGCCUACCACAACAAUAUCCAUGCUGCAGAUGUUGUCCAGUCUACACAUGUGCUGUUAUCUACACCUGCUUUGGAGGCUGUGUUUACAGAUUUGGAGAUUCUUGCAGCAAUUUUUGCCAGUGCAAUACAUGAUGUAGAUCAUCCUGGUGUGUCAAAUCAAUUUCUGAUCAAUACAAACUCUGAACUUGCCUUGAUGUACAAUGACUCUUCUGUCCUGGAGAACCAUCACCUGGCUGUGGGCUUUAAGUUGCUUCAGGAAGAAAACUGUGACAUUUUCCAGAAUUUGACCAAAAAGCAAAGACAAUCAUUAAGGAAAAUGGUCAUUGACAUUGUACUUGCAACUGACAUGUCAAAGCAUAUGAAUCUACUGGCUGAUUUGAAAACUAUGGUUGAAACUAAGAAAGUGACAAGUUCUGGAGUUCUUCUCCUUGAUAAUUACUCUGAUCGGAUUCAGGUCCUUCAGAACAUGGUGCAUUGUGCAGAUCUGAGCAACCCCACAAAGCCUCUCCAGCUGUACCGCCAGUGGACCGACCGCAUCAUGGAGGAAUUCUUCCGCCAAGGAGACCGAGAGAGGGAGCGGGGCAUGGAGAUAAGUCCCAUGUGUGACAAGCACAAUGCCUCUGUGGAAAAAUCACAGGUGGGCUUCAUCGACUAUAUUGUUCACCCUCUUUGGGAAACAUGGGCAGACCUUGUACAUCCUGACGCCCAGGACAUUUUGGACACAUUGGAGGACAAUCGUGAAUGGUACCAGAGCACAAUUCCUCAGAGCCCCUCCCCAGCACCUGAUGACCAGGAGGAGGGCCGGCAGGGUCAUACGGAAAAGUUCCAGUUUGAACUAACUUUAGAGGAAGACGGUGAGUCAGACACGGAAAAGGACAGUGGAAGUCAGGUGGAAGAGGACACGAGCUGCAGUGACUCCAAGACUCUCUGUACUCAAGAUUCGGAGUCCACGGAAAUUCCCCUUGAUGAACAGGUGGAAGAGGAGGCUGUGGGAGAAGAGGAAAGCCAGCCGGAAGCCUGUGUAAUAGAAGAUCGUUCUCCUGACACGUAACAUUGCAAAGACAUUCACUCCCUUUUUUUUUUUUUUUUUUUUAAAGUAGAAAAUUGUUUCCAAAGUGCAUGUCACAUGGCACAACCAUGGUCACACCUCACAGUCAUCUGCCAGGACGUUUGUUGAACAAAACUGACCUUGACUACUCAGUCUGGCGCUCAGGAAUAUUGUAACCAGUUUUUUCACCUCCAUGACAUCGGAGCAAAGGGGACAUCUUUACGCACAGCAUUUUAACAAGAUAUCAGCUUGGUUGAGCUGAUGAAGCAGAGAAAAUCAACUCCAAAGUAUUUUCAAGGGAGUGUGGCUCAUCAGGCAGCCCAGAAAAGUUUAUGUGAUUUGGGAUAUCUUUUUAUUCGUUUGCAAUAUUUUCAGCAGAAAGAAGGCAUUACAUAGACACCGUGAACUAAUGAAUGGAAUGACACAGUGGGUCAGGAACAGGACACAGUGUGAAGCUGUUGCCAUAGGCAGAGGAUGAGCCACAAAUUGCGUCAUUUUCUAAUUUCAAGUCUUCCUGAUACAUGACUGAAUAGUGUGGUUCAGUGAGCUGCACUGACCUCUACAUUUUGUAUGAUAUGUAAAACAGAUUUUUUGUAGAGCUUACUUUUAUUAUUAAAUGUACUGAGGUAUUAUAUUUAAAAAACUAUGUUCA
Molecule: messenger RNA, 3396 nt
Organism: Condylura cristata (star-nosed mole)
Lineage: Eukaryota; Metazoa; Chordata; Mammalia; Eulipotyphla; Talpidae
Gene: PDE4D
Product: phosphodiesterase 4D, cAMP-specific
Exons: 15
Coding region: 711-2747 (678 amino acids)
Biological process (GO): signal transduction; cAMP catabolic process; regulation of cardiac muscle cell contraction
Cellular component (GO): nucleus; perinuclear region of cytoplasm; cytosol
Molecular function (GO): 3',5'-cyclic-AMP phosphodiesterase activity; transmembrane transporter binding; ATPase binding
Source: RefSeq, a predicted model, not a curated record